This is a messenger RNA of Penicillium canescens, 1258 nucleotides long. Its product is annotated as Mov34/MPN/PAD-1 family protein. The transcript is spliced from 2 exons. Gene Ontology annotation, biological process: protein deneddylation. Gene Ontology annotation, molecular function: deNEDDylase activity; metallopeptidase activity; protein binding. Bases 28 to 1029 code for a protein of 333 amino acids. Gene Ontology annotation, cellular component: cytoplasm; COP9 signalosome. NCBI's taxonomy places the organism in Eukaryota, Fungi, Ascomycota, Eurotiomycetes, Eurotiales, Aspergillaceae. The record is from RefSeq and is a predicted model, not a curated record.
UGACUAUCUGUCCAUUCCAUCUCAAAAAUGCAGGCUACACAGCAGUCCUGGGAGCUCGAAAACGCGAUAACCGUCUUCGACCCCCAACGCGAUGCUCUCUACCAAUAUGACGAAGCCACACAGAAAUCCCUCAAUGCUGAACGACCCUGGGCCUCCGACCCCUACUAUUUCAAGUAUGUCAGGGUCUCCGCCACGGCACUAUUGAAGAUGGUGAUGCACGCCCGCUCCGGCGGCUCAUUGGAAGUGAUGGGUCUAAUGCAAGGCUAUAUCUUACCAAACACCUUCGUCGUGACAGACGCAUUCCGCCUGCCCGUUGAGGGUACAGAAACCCGAGUCAAUGCGCAAGACGAGGCGAACGAGUACAUGGUGUCAUAUCUGCAAUCAUGUCGGGAUGCGGGACGCAUGGAAAAUGCUGUUGGAUGGUAUCACAGUCAUCCCGGGUAUGGGUGCUGGCUAUCGGGCAUUGAUGUGGCUACGCAGCAAACGCAGCAAAUGACGGGUCCGUUCGUUGCUGUUGUCAUUGACCCUGAGCGUACCAUAUCCGCUGGUCGUGUUGAGAUUGGUGCCUUCCGUACAUUCCCUGAUGGCUUUGUCCCGUCGAAGGAGGCCCACGAGGAUGAUGAAUAUCAGACUAUCCCGCUUGGCAAGGCGGAGGACUUUGGAGCACAUGCCAACUCAUACUAUUCCCUCGAUGUCAGCCAUUUCAAGAGCACGCUCGAUGCAGAAAUAUUAACUCUCCUGUGGAACAAGUACUGGGUUGCAACUCUCAGUCAAAGUCCACUCUUCACCUCGCGCGAUUUCGGCAAUAAGCAGAUGCUGGACCUCGGUCAGAAGGUACGCAAAGCCGCACGUGGAAUGGAGAACACAGGGCCUCGAACUACUGGCUCUACCACCAAGGACCAACAGUUGGAAAAGGUCGUCCGCGGUGGACAGCGCAUUGUCGCAGAAGAAACGAAGGGUCUGCUCGCGUCGGAAGUGAAGAUGAAACUCUUCCACGGCAUUGGAAAUGAUCCCUCUUCCACGGCCUGAUCCCACAUUUUAUUGUAUCUUAGACAGUAGAUGUUGACAUGACCGGCACGCUUCUUUUCUUUUCAACUGGUGUAUUGGCGCUUAGCGGGUUGAUGUUUGAUAUCUUUGCUACAUUCGCUGGCAUUGUUCCAGUUGACAGGCCUUGCUAUGUCCAGCGGCCUCUGCAAUGAAUCAUGAUGAUAGAGUAUCUACAACAGCAGUUCCUGCGAAUGAACGAACGAACUUAACG